Ailuropoda melanoleuca (giant panda) is the source of this 2369-nucleotide messenger RNA. RefSeq names its product nuclear receptor interacting protein 2 (gene NRIP2). Gene Ontology annotation, molecular function: aspartic-type endopeptidase activity. Gene Ontology annotation, biological process: proteolysis. The record is from RefSeq and is a predicted model, not a curated record. The transcript is spliced from 6 exons. Lineage: Eukaryota; Metazoa; Chordata; Mammalia; Carnivora; Ursidae. Bases 188 to 940 code for a protein of 250 amino acids.
UGGGUUUUUCCAGCCGGAGCCUCACUCCCUUUACUGCAAUCUCUGGAAAUUGGUGUCUGACGCGGCUGCUCCGGCACAUUAUUUAUUGAUUCCUCUGGCCCCCGUGGAGACCCUCCCGUCAGGAGAGCUACCGCCCCGGGAGCGGGGGCAGGCGGGAAGCGCGGCCGGGCCACAAGAGGCAGAGGGUAUGGAGGGAAGGACGGUUCAGCAGCUCCCACCCUGCUCAUCAAGCCCCACAGGGGCCGUGAGCACCAGGCAGGAGGCCAGGAGAGAGGAGGGAGACUCCAGGAGGAGGGGACAGGAGGCAGCGCUUGGGGACCGAGGCCCCCUGAGCCAGCAGCGCCGGCUCAGACAGGCCACCCAGUUCCUGCACAAAGACUCUGCCGACCUGCUCCCCCUGGACAGCCUCAAGAGGCUCGGCACAUCCAAGGACUUGCAGCCGCACAGUGUGAUCCAAAGACGCCUGGUGGAGGGCAGCCAGAGUCGGCUGCAGGGGGAGUCUCACCUAGUGCAGGCCCUGGUUCGUGGCCAGGAGGGCAGGAGGAAGACCAGCAAGAUGGAGGUCCCAGCUCUUCUGGUCAACUGCAAGUGCCGAGACCAGGAGCUUCGGGUGGCCGUGGACACGGGCACCCACCACAACCAGAUCUCCGCUGGGUGCCUCAGCCGUCUGGGGUUAGGGAAGAAGGUCCUCAAAGCCCCAGGUGGGGGCUUGGCACCUGGGCCCCCCACCCAGGUGGAGCAGCUGGAGCUGCAGCUGGGCCAGGAGACGGUGGCCUGCUCGGCCCAGGUGGUGGAUGUUGAGAGUCCCGAGUUCUGCCUUGGACUACAAACUCUGCUUUCUCUCAAGUGCUGUAUCGACCUGGAGCGUGGAGUACUGCGCCUGAGAGCUCCCUUCCCAGAGCUGCCCUUCCUGCCUCUGUACCAAGAGCCUGGCCAGUGACUGCCGAACCAGUCGGUCCCCAGGGGAAGGACCUUGCCUUGGGGAAGAGCUGUAUGGGGGAAUGGGGCAUUACUCCAGCCAGGUAGCUGGGGACGACCAUGUCUGUCCCUUCUGUUGCCACCCUGACCCUGCCGUCCCGUUUCCCUCAGUCGGUCACAUUCCUCACUGCUUCUCAGCCACCGCCCAAUCCUCCAGGAGUCUUCCAGAGAGAGGGCCCGUGAUCUCAGGGGCCUGGCUUCUCUGUUCCCAUUCCCCUCCAAGUCAGGACUGCAGAAAGGGACGUUAAGCAUGGCGUGGGAAGCGGCCCGAGUCAAAGGCUGUGGCUUGUACCGUCCUUUGCCUGUCCCCUGCCAUCCGCCCCACCCACCCCUCGGUGGCCUUCACUCCCAUGCCCCUCCCCUUGCCUUCCGGGGCUCCUUACCUUUCCCGACUGGACUGCCGCACCUCACCCACUCGGGGCCCUGUCCCUGCUGACGCCCACCUUUCUGAUUCUGCACACAACUGCUCACAGUUGAGUGGGGGAAGAGACAGGCAACUGAACGCUCCAAUGCAGUGGGAAGGUGAGUUGGUAGAGGAAUGCCAGGCUCACAAGGCUGGGAGCUUCCUCAGUUACCUUUUCCGGGGUUACCAACGUCUGAAGCCAGGGAUCGCCCUGUGCAAGAUCUUGGAUUGACCUCUACUGUUUCUCCAGGCAGCUCUCCUCCACUCGCUUUUGUUACACAUUGGGACCCUGAACUUCGGGGGGUGGGUGGGGUGGAGGAGCGCUGUCAGGAACUGCCCCCACAAGGUGGACAGGAUGGCAGGGUGCUCAGUACUCAGACUUCACCUAACCACUAUUCUUUCUUAUUUGUAGAACCCCUCGCCUCACUAGACCCUCUCCCCCCCCUCAUCUCUGGCCUCCUGAGCUUGAGCUCAUCUUAUUUUGGAAUCAGUGGCUUUCUAUCCCCCGCCAGGCUCUGAGCCAAAGCAAAAAGACAAGGAGGCUUUUCAUCUUCACUGUGAAGGGAGGAACCCAGACCUUCAGGAGCCAGACCCCCAAGCAUCUUUCUGGCUGGUUUCAGUCUCUUUCAGGUCAUGGAUUAGGGGUAGAGGAAGACGGUGGUCUAACUAACCUCAGCUAGGAAACUAGGGCCCUUGGAGUGGAAACGAAGUCUUGAGUCUGGGUAGAUCAGAGGAGAAGCAGGAUACCACCCAACUGCCCUGUGACCUCUGGUCUUGCCUUUCCCUGCUGCGUUCCCUGCAGUCAGAGGAAGAGGAGGGGGCUCACUAGUACAUGUGUAAUCAGGAUCCCCUCACCCCUCCUGCCUCGCCCCAUCACCUCGGCUUUCCUGGCCCUGCCUUUUCCCUUCCGCCUCUUGCUGCUUCUGUGAUUGCGGACCCUGUACCCAGGGGCAGGCCUUCAGCUCAGCUGCUUUUCCAUUUGAAUAAA